CGCCGCCUUUUGCACCCUGCGGGGAUUUUGCGUGACUGUUCGCAAUAUCAAGUUGUACUUGCGCAGCUCAUUCUUCUCGCUGGACUGUACAAAACAAAAAGCUGCAGUACCCAUAUCGUGAAAGCUUACCUGAUCGCAGCUUGACAUUCUACUCCCAUCAAGUGUCAGGCGCAUUGGUUCAGCCGUUAACCAGCAGGAUGGGCUCAGAAAAGAUCCUCCCCAAGGAUGGUCAGAGAAAUAUCCUUAUUACCUCCGCCCUGCCCUAUGUGAACAAUGUUCCGCAUUUAGGGAAUAUCGUGGGCAGUGUGCUAAGUGCGGACGUAUUCUCCAGAUACAACAAAGCCCGCGGCAGACCGACCCUUUACAUCUGUGGAACGGACGAGUAUGGCACGGCGACCGAAACAAAGGCGUUAGAGGAAGGUGUGAGUCCAGAAGAGCUAUGCGCAAAAUAUAACAAAAUCCAUGCCGAAAUCUACGAAUGGUUCGAGGUGGGCUUCGACAUGUUUGGCCGAACACCUACGCAAAAGCACACCGAGAUUUCACAAGAGAUAUUCCUACAACUUCAUGCCAACGGUCAUUUGACUGAACACACCAACAGCCAGCCAUACUGCGAAAAACAUGGCAAAUUUCUGGCAGACCGCUUCGUCGAAGGCACCUGCCCCAAAUGCGGCUACGAUGAUGCCCGCGGAGACCAGUGCGACAAAUGUGGCAGCCUACUUGACCCUCUCGACCUCAUCAAUCCCCGGUGCAAGGUCGAUGGAGCAACCCCCGUGACGAGGGAGACCAAACACACCUACCUGCGUCUGGAUGAGCUGCAGCCCCGGAUCGAAGAAUGGUCCAGGCAAUCAAUCGAGCGAGGUGGCUGGUCAAGGAGCGCCAAGCUUAUUACAGAAGCGUGGUUGAAGCAAGGGUUGAAAGAGAGGGGUAUCACCCGUGAUCUGGCGUGGGGAGUGCCUGUACCAUUGCCCGGGUAUGAAAAUAAAGUUUUGUAUGUGUGGUUCGAAGCUUGCAUUGGCUAUCCAUCCAUCACCGCCAACUACACCGAAGAUUGGCAGAAGUGGUGGAAGAACCCCGACAAUGUCCAGCUGUAUCAGUUCAUGGGAAAAGACAAUGUGCCGUUUCAUUCAGUCAUCUUCCCUGGAUGUCAAAUGGGUUCCGGGGAUAAAUGGACACAACUACAUCAUCUUUCUUCCACCGAAUAUCUGAAUUACGAAAACGGCAAGUUCAGCAAGAGUCGAGGGAUUGGUGUUUUCGGAAAUAACGCAAAGGAGACAGGAGUCCCUCCCGAUGUGUGGAGGUAUUACCUGCUGAAGAACCGCCCGGAGUCGGGAGACACGCAAUUUGAGUGGCGUUCAUUUAUUGAUGGCAACAACUCAGAACUCCUGGCCAAGCUAGGAAACUUUGUCAACCGAAUCAUCAAAUUGGUCAACUCGCCCAAAGCCUACGGCGGCGUCAUUCCCGACUUUGACCCCAACAACCUCCCAGACUCGUUCAAGGAGCCAUUGUCUGAGAUCACCGACCUCAUCAAACAAUACCUUGCCGAAAUGGAAGCAGUGCAUCUCCGCAACGGAGUCAUUGUGGCAAUGAAGAUUGCCGAAGCGGGCAAUGGUCUCAUUCAGUCCCAUCGUCUGGACAACUCGCUCAUUGCGAGCGAUCCUGAUCUUGCAGCGGCGGUCGUCGGAACGGUCAUCAACUUGAUCUACCUCUGCUCUGCCAUCUUCGAACCAUACCUCCCUGCCACGGGAGCGUCGAUAAGGAAACAACUAAACAGCGGUUUCUUGCAGAUUCCUUCAGAGGAGGACAUUGCAAACGGUUGGCUGCCCACAUACAUCAAACCUGGCCACAAGGUCGGAAAGGCGGAAUAUCUCUUUACGCGGAUUGACGAGAAGAAGGCGGACGAAUGGCGAGAGUACUUUGGCGGAAGCCAGGCUGAGCGGGAAAAGAAGAAAAAAGACGAGGCCGAGGCUGCGGCCAAGAAAGCAGCUCAGAAAGAAAAGACAAAGGCAAAAAAGGCAGCACAAAAAGCCGCUGCCGCUGCCGCUGCCGCCAAUGGCAACGGCGAAAGUGUCGAAAAGAGUGCAAAGGGAGGCAAGCAGGGCAAGGAACUGACGAAUGGCGUUCCUGAGGUUGGCGAAGAUGCUGCCGUGCAAAAGGUCACCGAUGGAGUGGCGCAAGUUACCUUGCCCACCUCUUGAAACUUACUUGAGGGGCACGGAAACUGGGGUGAAAUAGAUUUCAGCAGGAGCUGGCAGGGAAGACUUACGGGUUUACCUCGGUGGAUGAUUCCAGUUCAGAACUGGAGUCUCUUGAAAUGUUGAGUGCUGGCAACGUUGUGGGCUACCAAUCAGCCCGGCCAUUGUUUGAUGAUGAUGAUAUCGAAAGACAUGAGACCCUCGGGCUGAGGAAGACAUGAAGGUAGACAAGAAAGCUGACAGACAGACGAGACAAGAAGAGAUCGCUUUCCCAUA
Exophiala dermatitidis NIH/UT8656 is the source of this 2468-nucleotide messenger RNA. Its product is annotated as methionyl-tRNA synthetase. Gene Ontology annotation, cellular component: cytosol; aminoacyl-tRNA synthetase multienzyme complex. Gene Ontology annotation, molecular function: ATP binding; methionine-tRNA ligase activity. The record is from RefSeq and is a predicted model, not a curated record. NCBI's taxonomy places the organism in Eukaryota, Fungi, Ascomycota, Eurotiomycetes, Chaetothyriales, Herpotrichiellaceae. Gene Ontology annotation, biological process: methionyl-tRNA aminoacylation. Bases 198 to 2195 code for a protein of 665 amino acids. The transcript is spliced from 2 exons.